UACAUGUACAUCAGUGUUACUCUUUCAGUCACGCGACGCUUUUAAGUGGCUGUGAAUGAUGAGUUGACAAGCUAUUUCCACAGGCCAUGUGAAAGCGUUCUCAAGUUUCAGGGUUACGGUCUUCAAGAAUCGCCAUACUCUACCGGCAAUGGCAUUAAACACUUCGUCUUUAUAGAAUUAUCAGCUGGCUUCCAGUAGAAGUUUAUUUCCAGUAUUAUGUCAACGAUAGAAUACGAUUCCACAAAAGGCUCUUCAAAUAUAGUUUGCCUUACUGUUCAAUGUAUCGUGAAUAUGUUGAGCAGAACAGUACUAAAGUUCAGGAGAAUCAUGUUCUGCAAAGGCCGAGGCGAGCCCCUSCAAGGUUAUCAUUUUAUUUUCCUGGUACUAGUAAUAUUGGGGUUGAUGAACAUAGCAUUUUGGRUAGGCUUUGCUACUGCGAACCUGAAAAACCAGUACGAAAACAUGAAAAACCGGUUUAAAGAACGCAAKGUUGACAUACGUGACGACGUUGAAGCAUUGAAUCCUAACAAUAGRCUAUCGGGGAAGUUCUACAGAGAAAUUAAAUUUGAUAGUGUUAAAGAAGUUGAUGAGGAUAUUGGAAAGAACUCRGAGGACAUAGRGCGACUUAAACAAUUAAAAGAAGAAGCACAGAAGAAAAUCGAAARCGAAGAUCUGCAAAAUCUAGAGAACGAUGAGGAAAAGAAGGUARCAGAGUUAAAUAGAAUAGAGGAAAACCUAAAAMAUUUUGAAGAAGAUGAACGAAAAAGACAAAAUGAGGAGCCAGAAUUGGUAAAAAUCGACGAAAGUCAACGAAAUCCUGAAAAUGAGCGAAAUGGUGAAUUACUACAGAGUAAUGUUGAUGUGAAACAACGAAAUUCGGAAAUAGAAAACCAACAAAAUCAAAUUGAGAAGUUAGAACGAAGGGAAAAUAUACAAAGCAGCUCAAAAGUUGAACAAGCGAAAAGAAUCCAGAAUCAGCUAAAUGAGGACGCAAAACAACGAAUCCAAAAGGCGGCUUCAUUCACCCGCCACUCGGACGAAGUAUUGAGACAAAUGCCUAUAAUAAGUAUGGAUGAUUUAGAAGAAAACAGAACAACUGCUAUGGUUGUUGUGUUUGUAAUAUCAUCACCUCAUAGUUUUGACCAACGUCAAGCUAUUCGUGAAACAUGGUGGACAAAGUGCAGGGGACCACAGGCUGUUUGCUAUUUUGCCACUGAUGGAUUCAUUGAGGAAAGCAUGUACGACAGAUUAAUGGACGAACACAAGAAGUACAAAGACAUAUUAUUCCUUCCAACAGACGAGGGCUUGAACUCAGGGCUACGCUUGUUUUUUCUUCUUCAGUGGGCCCAAUCGAAAUACAAACCAUCUUUCUUCCUGMGAAUAGAUGAUGACUAUUUUCUCUGCAUCGAAAGGCUUCUCAAUGAGUUACCUCAKAGAAGAAGCAAAGCUCUUGUUUGGGGAUAUUGGCAUUGUGAAAACACCUCUGCAGUUUACGUUGAUGAAUCGUUUCUACUUUUAAGCUUUGAUUUGGUGGACAUGAUAUUGUCCUGGGAUGAAAAAAAGCUUCUUUGUCAUCCUUAUGGAGAUCAGCAACUUGCAUUAUGGUUGACUCAACAUUCGGUUCAAUUUUUCGGUUUUCACGAUAAAAGACUCGCAUACAAUCCCACUACAUCUGAUUUUAAUACACUGAAGAACUCCACUACUAAAUUAUGCGAUGUCCGGCUGGGGGUUCGUGAAAUUUACCCAACCGAAAUGAAGACUUUUUGGUCAAAUGGUAACGACGGACAGAAGCCAUUCUCGAACAUGGUUCCUGUGUACCCAAAUGUAUGCCGACAUCAGCCUCGCUUAAGUUGGGAUUCAGYUCAACCAAAUCAUCGCCCGUCAAACAACGGUGUAAUGAUGACUCCAAAAAGACAAAGAAAAAGGUGAAAAAUAUAGAUUAAGAAAGUGUAAUACGCUCAAGGCAUUUCCAUGUUAAACCACUAUAGAUGCACUUUAAAACUUAAAUGAAACCGCAAAUAUUUCAUAAAAAUGAAUACGGGGUCAAAAACAAACAAAGUAGUUUAUUGUCAGAAGGUUUUUUUUCUUUCUGCACACGUCCAAAAGUCGAGUCUGAAGACUGGGACGGUUUCUUURCGUUUCUAAAACACCAGGUCAUCAGCAUUGUAUAACUGAAGGCGGCGGAUGUUAGAAGAAAAUAUGAUUCGUCUACAAUGUGGGAGUUGUGGCUUUCGAGCGUUCGAUAAACAUUUUAGCUUAAAAGUUUUGCAGUCGAUCAUCUUAUAGUAAAUGGCAGGAGUCAGGGCGUAUGCGAGGGCGUACGCUUUUCUUUCAUACAAAGAUUUAAAUUGACCUUUUUGAAUCUUAAUACCAGCACGCAAAAUUGUUUCGGAACUAUGAAUGGAUCAAAUAGUUCAUUUCACUUGGUUUAGAAGUUUAUCCUCAAUGAAUUCCAAAGCGUAAGCAUUUCUAUUCAAAACCAAGUCUGUCGUCCAUUCGAAAAGGGAACUAUUUAUGWGAAAAUUACUGUUGCCAGCUGGAGUUGGUUAAAGCAGUCGGUUGUACAGUGUGAAAGAAGGGGAUCUGAGGUUAUGGGAUAAAUUGACUGUAUGAAAUAAGUUGCGAGGACGUACGAAAGGGACGUACAUAAAUCAAACUAACUGGAAAAGAAGAAAUCAUCGUUAAAUUUAAUAAAUUAAUGGCUAUAAAAAUGGAUUAAUUAAAUGAMUAAACAAAUUGCAGAUGAAAUAAUCAAAUAGAUAGAGACAUCUAUACAAUUACAUUAGCUAUAUCUACCUCAACUGAUCUUCUUUUGCGGUUUUACCUACGUCAAAGCUACAAAUCCUAACGUCAAGAUGUCAUGGUGCUAACGAGUUAAGACUGUAUUAUUGUAUCUUUUACUGAUUUUAAUGUAAUCAGGAUUGCCUGUCAUUUAUAUUAAUCUCUUCAAAAAUAGAUUAAA
Messenger RNA from Exaiptasia diaphana, 2962 nucleotides. RefSeq lists its product as uncharacterized. Bases 217 to 1929 code for a protein of 570 amino acids. Gene Ontology annotation, cellular component: membrane. The transcript is spliced from 4 exons. Lineage: Eukaryota; Metazoa; Cnidaria; Anthozoa; Actiniaria; Aiptasiidae. Gene Ontology annotation, biological process: glycosaminoglycan biosynthetic process. Gene Ontology annotation, molecular function: UDP-galactosyltransferase activity. The record is from RefSeq and is a predicted model, not a curated record.